AUGGCCGCUCCCCGCGGCGAGAGGGAUCCGCCGGACGCGCUGCAGAACCGCUUCCACGCCGAGCGGGCCCGCAGGGAGCGCCGCUGGCAGCUGCUCUUCACGCAGUACACCGUGAACCCCCUCCGUCCCGUUCACAUGGUUACUAGGAAGCCAAUGUCUUGGCAUGAGAACAUACAGGAGCCGAUAGAUGAUGAAUUCCUGAAUCUUCUUCACCGUGCAGCAGUGGUGCCAAGAGAGAAAUAUUCAGAGCCACAAACGGAAAGCCAAGAAAUUGGCUGGCAUACAACACCUUUGGUUCCUUUCGACCACAGUGAUACCAGAUUCUACUUCCCACGCCAGAAAACUGAGAUCACCAUCCAUGGCUACCCUGCACCACGGGAACAGAAGUCUAAAGACCAGGGGGAAAGCCACAGAUAGAAUGUUAAUGACAUCUAAUGUGUUAGGUCCUGCUUGUUAUCCAGCAAGUCUGGCAGAUUGCUAGUGAGAGACAAUAGAAAAGAACUUUAAUCUGUCCAGAUUUACAACCUGACAACAGUGACACAAAUAAACCUAUCUGUAAGACUCUG
Pyrgilauda ruficollis (rufous-necked snowfinch) is the source of this 566-nucleotide messenger RNA. RefSeq names its product family with sequence similarity 183 member A (gene CFAP144). The transcript is spliced from 4 exons. Gene Ontology annotation, cellular component: ciliary base. NCBI's taxonomy places the organism in Eukaryota, Metazoa, Chordata, Aves, Passeriformes, Passeridae. The record is from RefSeq and is a predicted model, not a curated record. The coding region runs from base 1 to 417 and encodes 138 amino acids.